UACUUCGUGCACCUGUUUUAUACACAAUACCGACGAAACCGCGCCAUUACAGAUGUUGAUACCCAUCGCAAUUUUAACAUUAUUGGUAUGGUACCUGCAGUACCAUUGGAACCGGAGGCGCCUGUACAGAAUGGCUUCCCGUUUCGAUGGCCCGAUUUGUUUGCCUUUCAUCGGCAACGGGCUUUACUUUAUGGGCUCUACCAGUGACAUUCUGGACAAUGUCAUCUCGCUGAUGCGGAGUUUUAAGCUACCGGUGCGGGUGUGGUUGGGUCAGAAGCUAUUUUACGGCGUCUCGGAUCCGGAAGAUCUCGAAACAAUCAUGAACAGUCCUCACGCGUUAGAAAAGGACGAAUUGUACCAGUACGCCGAACCGGUGGUUGGCACUGGACUGUUCACCGCCCCAGUGCCGAAAUGGAAACGCCACCGUAAAGUCAUCAUGCCGACCUUUAAUCAGCGCAUCCUCGACGGGUUCGUACCGGUAUUCGUCGAACAAUCCACGAUACUCCUCGACCAACUGAAAACCCAGGUUGGAAAGGGCAGCUUUAACAUUUUUCACUACGUUAGCCGAUGCACUUUGGACAUUAUCUGCGAAACUGCAAUGGGAGUAUCGGUGGAGGCACAAACUAAAGAUUCCGACUACGUUAAAUGGGCUAACCAGGCGAUGGAGAUUAUGUUUACGAGGAUGUUCAACAUUUGGUACCACUUUGAUUUCAUAUUCAACCUGACUCCAAGCGCGCGGAUUCUGCGCGACGUCAACAACAAGAUGCAAGCUUUCACCGGAACUGUUGUAAGAAACCACCGGGAAGCGUACCAAAGGAAGAGAAGGGAGGAGUACGUGGACAAGGACCAAUCGACGCGUAAGAACUUCCUUCAGCAGCUGAUCGAGUUGUCCGAAGGAGGGGCUAAUUUUACAGAUGAUGAGCUGCGGGAGGAGGUGGAUACAUUUAUGGUGGCGGGAAGCGACACCACGGCGUCGAUGAACAGCUUCAUAUUCAUCAUGCUUGGAAUGUUCCCAGAAAUCCAGGAAAAAGUGUACCAAGAGGUGCUAGACGUGCUCGGCCCAGACAAGCCAGUGGAAGCAGCCGAUCUUGGUCGUUUCCACUACAUGGAGAGAGUGAUGAGGGAGACCAUGCGCAUAUUUCCAGUCGGACCUGUACUGGUUCGGGCAAUCACCAAGGACAUCCAGCUAGAGAGCUGCGUGAUCCCCGCUGGAAGUUCGGUGGUGAUGGUGAUCAUCCAAACGCACUGGAACGAAAAACUUUGGCCGCAACCCUUCAAGUUCGACCCUGAUCGAUUCCUACCGGAAGAAAUGGCGAAACGUCACCCUUACGCUUGGCUACCAUUCUCUGGCGGUCCACGUAACUGCGUUGGUCCCAAAUACGCGUUCAUGGCGAUGAAAGCGCUCAUAGCAACGGUUGUGAGGCGGUACACAUUUUCUACAGACUACAAAACCAUUAAGGACAUCAAACUGAAAGCCGAUUUAAUGUUGAAGCCGGUACAUGGAUACAGUGUCUCUGUAGAAUUGAGGGAAUGA
Photinus pyralis (common eastern firefly) is the source of this 1534-nucleotide messenger RNA. RefSeq names its product cytochrome P450 4c3-like. The transcript has 10 exons. The record is from RefSeq and is a predicted model, not a curated record. Gene Ontology annotation, molecular function: monooxygenase activity; oxidoreductase activity, acting on paired donors, with incorporation or reduction of molecular oxygen; iron ion binding. NCBI's taxonomy places the organism in Eukaryota, Metazoa, Arthropoda, Insecta, Coleoptera, Lampyridae. The coding region runs from base 53 to 1534 and encodes 493 amino acids.